AUGUGCGACAUCUCCCAGGCCGUCAUCAAUGACAUUGCUGCGAAACCGUCAAGUCGAGCGGCUUUGAUCCUAAAACAACUUGGCGAUUACAAACGGGCACCAAGAGGGCUUACACAGUCGUGGCAGAGUACAAACCAGGAUCCCUCAGGCAGAAUCUUUCUCGCGGAAGGUGGCUUCCCGACUUGGUUUGCAUACUCCCUGACUAAAAAUGCUGCAGAACACCAUAGUCACUUCGCUGGAAAAGCUGAAUGUCGCCGUUUGAUCUCCCAGCUGGCAAGUGAAUCCGAGGAUAGUCUGAAACGGCUGGCCAACGAGGUCGCCAGUCAUAUUCCAGCUUCUACGAUAGGGAGGUUGCAGCGUCUGUACGACAAAACAAUCAGACCCACGGAAAACAACGACCAGCAACAUCCUUCCAAUAAAAGACGACGUACAACAGACGAGGACUCGACAAGCGAAGUGCAACAUUCAACCAUCACACCUGGUAGCUCAAGGAGCCACUCUCCUGUCGAAGAGGCCUCACUAUCCCUCACACAAAAGUUAUUUGAGAUUCCCGACCGGUUUGCUGAACAUAAACAAGUGCUGGUAAAUGCGUCACUCACAGCGACCAUACGCCUUUUCCCACCAUACCUUGCCAGUGCGGUCAAAAGGAUCAUUAAACCAGGAAGUGAAGAUGCACUGGUUGCCGCUAUUUCCAUGUCAUUCCCAAAUGCCUCGUUCAUGGAUAAGUUUUGGUGUCAAAUGUCAUUGGAAAUUAUGGACAACAAGAUUGAAAGAGUUGCCUGGGAACUAUUUGGUGCACACCUAGAAACGACUGCUGGUCUUCGAUACGUUUGUCUACCCGGAGGCGCUAAAGUACUUCCCAAUCCCCAUUUUACGCUGCGGGGCUGUCAACGCGAUAUUAUUUCUUCAUUUUUUGGACGUGAGAUGUCUCGGGGCAUCGAAGAAAGCCCGACGUAUCAGGAUGAGAUCAAGAGAGCCUGUGCUUGUACAGAUUGUGUGUCUAUGGUUAUAUCACAGCGUUCUCAAGAUGGAGCUAUCUUGUUCCUGUCUCUGGGACUGAGAGAGGGAGCUUUGCUGAGUGAAAAAUUGUACGACUAA
Pochonia chlamydosporia 170 is the source of this 1098-nucleotide messenger RNA. RefSeq lists its product as hypothetical. The transcript has 2 exons. The coding region runs from base 1 to 1098 and encodes 365 amino acids. Lineage: Eukaryota; Fungi; Ascomycota; Sordariomycetes; Hypocreales; Clavicipitaceae. The record is from RefSeq and is a predicted model, not a curated record.